GCGACAUGUUUUUCCUCAAGGAAGAGACCAAGGUUAUCACGUUGCACCCGUCCUAUUUUGGGCCUAAUGUGCGAGAGUACCUGAUAAACCGGCUGAACGAGGAGGAGGAAGGACGGUGUACGGGAGAUCACUUCGUGAUUUGUGUGAUGGACAUGGUAGAUAUUGGAGAAGGCCGAGUUCUACCUAGCAGCGGGCAAGCCGAGUACACAAUUAAAUACCGAGCUAUUAUCUGGAAGCCGUUCCGUGGAGAGACCGUCGAUGCCAUCGUUACGUCUGUUAAGCCCACCGGAAUCUUCACAUUAGCGGGUCCACUGUCGGUCUUCAUUGCGCGCAAGAACAUUCCUUCCGAUAUCAAGUGGGAACCAAACACAGUGCCUCCUCAAUACACAGAUCACGCGGACCAGGUAAUUGAGAAAGGGACAAGUCUACGACUCAAGAUCCUUGGUGUCAAGCCAGAUGUCGCCGCAAUCAAUGCUAUUGGAACCAUUAAAGAAGACUACUUAGGACCACUGUAAAAAAUUUCGACGAGAAGAUACCUUUAUCGCAUCUAAUGAUUAUACCAAUCCUACCGCCAGCAAGCGCUUGAAAAGAUUCUGUUGCUUUUUCUACCAUCAUACAAGGGGAUUACGGGAAAGGAGCAAGUGUCCCGAGGGGGUACAAUCAUUGCUUGAUCAAAAGACACUCAGUCAGUGUGUCCAGCUUGUUAUAUGUUCGUUCUCAGAUGAGAAGACAUUCUCACGUCCCUCGACGAUGAAAGAGCGCUGCUGGUCAGCAGACACAAACAGCAGGUGGUGCAGCCUGUCUGGUGAGCUGAAAUAGAGCACGAGGACAUCACGGACCUCCGUAGAUAUGCUGUCAUGGGAGGUGGAUGCCAGUCUCGGACAAGCAUGUGAGGCGUCAGUAACAUGUAAGUAUAUGGAAAAGCAAGAAAAGAGAUUUAUGCGAAGUGUACUUUACUGCCCCCGAGGCAUCUCCUAUCAAGAAGUAACCAUCAACUCCAUACGGGACUCGAAAAAGUUCGGCUGGUGUACCAGGUGUAGAUGGCACGGCAUCUGUUCGUCUAACGUCGACAUGUAUAUAUCCGUGGACUCU
Messenger RNA from Aspergillus nomiae NRRL 13137, 1092 nucleotides. RefSeq names its product DNA-directed RNA polymerase II subunit RPB7. Gene Ontology annotation, molecular function: single-stranded DNA binding; translation initiation factor binding; single-stranded RNA binding. Gene Ontology annotation, biological process: positive regulation of translational initiation; DNA-templated transcription; transcription initiation at RNA polymerase II promoter. The coding region runs from base 6 to 515 and encodes 169 amino acids. Lineage: Eukaryota; Fungi; Ascomycota; Eurotiomycetes; Eurotiales; Aspergillaceae. The record is from RefSeq and is a predicted model, not a curated record. Gene Ontology annotation, cellular component: RNA polymerase II, core complex; P-body. The transcript has 4 exons.